ACCGUCACCUUGCCGCUGUUGAGAGGCGUGUGACCAUAAAACGACCAAUGCGUCAAAUCGAAACCGAAAGUUUAGACAGCCUGUCAGUAGUGUAAACUUUAAAUCAGAUUCACUCUAACCUUCCACACUGUAACAACCUGAAGCAUUUGUGCGGAAUUCAAAGAUGACCUUAUCUACCACCUUCCUGUUUUUUGCGAUCCAUUUAGCCUGUAUCAGAGCUGGAAAUUCCUCUGAGAAAUUUAUCAAACUGGAGUGUAAUGAAGAAUACCAUGGGAUUUAUGGUCAGCAGUCAUUGCUGCAGUGUAAUGUCAAAGCUGUUGAGAACGUGACCAUCGUGAUUGUGACCUGGAAGAGGGUGGAAGCUGAUACUCUUUUGUUGGAAUACAAUCAAGAUGAAUUUCACCCAACCCCUGGAUUUAAAUUUGCUGAGCCAUCCUGGAACAAGGAUAAUAUGAAUGUGUCCUUGUUGUUGACAAAGACCAAGAUGGCCGACAAGGGGGUGUAUGAAUGCAUGGUGACCACAGACCGUGGUGAUGAUACAGCUACAACCAGCCUCAAUGUCACAGCUAAGUACAUCAUUCCAACCAUGAGCUCCAUCCCUGAGACCAACAUCAAAGAGAACACAGAUGUGACCAUUUUCUGCAACUCUACAGGCGGGCAACAGACAGGGUUGAUCUGGUGGUUUGACCAGGAUGGCUACAAUUGGACGCACAGGGCUGAACUGGUGGCCAAAGAGACUGACGAUGGACUGUUUAGCCUCUCCAGUAAAUUCACAGUGCAGAAGGCUACAUCCAGUUACUCAAACUACACGUGCAAAGUGCUCAAUAGCAAUGGUGCCGAGGAGGGGAUGGCAUCAUUUGUGAUCCAGUUAGCUCCGCAAGUCUCAGAAAUAAACGCUGACCAUAUGGAUUCUGAUUCCACCACCCACUGGCUCGCCCCGGUUGUAGUCAUAGGAUCUCUGGUCAUUGGACUCCUUGCUGCGCUGCUGAUAUUUAAGAGGCGCUCCGCCCAACGUUUUGUGUCAUUUUUGAGAGGAGCUCGAAGGCAGUCCACCUUUCCGUUAAUGAGUGACCACCAACCAGAUACCAGGCAUGAUGGAGAUGUUGAGGCAGAAGGUCUAAACAGUGACAGUCCACAGGACCAGCGUGACAGUCUCUAGUAAAUUAUUCGUUAACGGGCAGUCUCUGGAAGGGACUGUUUCCUUGACGAUCAAUAAGGGGCUUGUCACCAUCACUGUCUUUUGAUGGACUGUUUCCUGUUAAGUGUCCGAUGACAGUCACUUUGGCACUCAGGUCAUUCUGAUUGAGGCAUCUGUUUCUUCAUAAUCUACUGAUGAUGGCAGCCUUUAAGGUCUGUGGUUGAUUACAAAUGAUAUGUAACUGCCCUAUAUAUCAAUGUUUCUAUACAGGGUUGCCAUGGUGUCAUAAUGCUCUAGAUUCUACCACUGCAGAACAUUGGUAUGCUGUAAUACCAGGUAAUCUAAUCAAUGUACACACUGUACUACAAGGUGCAUGGUUUAACAUUCCACAUUUCCUAUACUGUAGAUUUUACCAUAGUGGUUGUUAUUACUAUACUGUAACACCAGACCAUCAAAUCACUAUAACUUAACACAUGGUUCUAUACUAAGGUUGUGCGAACAUUCGAUUUGAACACAGCACUUUUCUGAAAACAUGUAGUAAAACUGGUUUCCCUUCUGAAAGAGGGUUUCGCAAGACUGUACAACAACCACUCUUAUAACCAAAAGCCAGGCUGUUGCUCCAACCACAGAGGAUUUGUUUGUGGACUUUCUCUUACUCCUUCCUUCUUGUCUUGCGCCAUCUGCUGGUGGAAAAUUCAGGUCUAUAUUUAUAUAGAUACUAGCCCUUAAACACUGUGGUUGAUGACUUUAACAGUCUAUGUUUAAAAGCCUAACAUGAUUGGUUCUGUACAGCAGGGUUCCCCAACUGGCGGUCCUCGGGCCAAAUUGGUUUUAACCCCCCCAUAUAGAAAUGUAAUCAAGGUUUGAAAUGAUUCUGUUCCAGUCAAACAUGAGGAGGUGACUGACAAUGUUGCUGUGUUGUUUGUUUAUGCGUGUACAAAGCACUUUUCCAAAAAAUAUGAAGUAAACUGGUUUGGCCUCUGAAAAGACGGUUCUGGUAGAUACUCUACUUUGAUUCUGCUCCAAUGUGUACGUGAAGAAAUGCUAGGCUAAAUAUAAAUAGUACAUCACUUUUGACUAGAAGAAAUUAGGGAGCCAUUUUGAAUUCAACCUUUGACUUGACUUUGUGUCACCUCUGGAACGUAUUGUAACAUUAACCCAACCUUGUUACCAACAGCCAGCCUGUUGCUUCAACAGUUCUGCCGCAGCAGUUUCUUUUGAUUUGUACUUCCUUUUUUUCACCUGGUGGUUGAUUAGGAAAAAUGUGGAAAAACAUUUAGAAAACGUUUUGUGGGGCAGCAAUUGUCUUCUAUUUACAUAAUGAUUGUUUUAGUUCCCAUGAUGUUUUACUGCUGUCAUGUGGCUGUUGAUGGCAUUGCAAAUGGACUUGAGAAAUCUGUUGUCGUAUUGUGGCAACUUGAGGUGAACGCUGUCCACAACAAGACUACACCUCCCACAAUUCCUUCCAACUCCUCGACAGUGUCCGUCCCUUCUUACUUAAGUGGACACUUGGCAGUUGUCACUGUAGAUACAGAUAUGAUGAACCUAUUUCUAUGCCAGUCAGCAUGGACCUAGUCAGGGCUCUUCCACAGAAGGCUGGACUUUGAUCUAUUUGUGUUGUUGUUGAUUUUGGCUCUGAUCUACUAUUGGUGGCUUGAGAUGUUUGUGCGUCAAGUUAUGAUUAUUUCCCAAUUCAAACAAAAAACAAGACAUGUUAUUUCGUAGUGUAAGAGGUCAAGAUGAGAGGAAUCCUGUCUAUAUAUGAAGUGAUUAUCAAGUGAUUUGUUAAUACGUUUUUUUUUUUUACCUGCUUGAGGCCUGCUCUGCAUCUAACCCCAUAUAACAGACUUUGUUAUUGCUACAUUUGGUAUGUUUUUAUAUGUGACUUUGUUUGUUAUGAAUAAAUCAUUGAGAUUAAAGGUUUUUUUACUUUGUCCAGAGAUAACAUGUAAAUAAUCUAUUGUAUAUUAUGUCCGGGUAUAUUUUGCACUGUAAAAUUCCUGUUCAGAUCCUGCACCUUGAUACUGUUCAUUAAAUAUAGGACAGUGAGAAAUGUGUCACACUGAACGUUUUGUAAAUACUUUCACUUGUUGUUUUUAAAUACUACCAUCUUUAAACAAAUAAAAAAACAUUAUUGAU
Molecule: messenger RNA, 3277 nt
Organism: Oncorhynchus keta (chum salmon)
Lineage: Eukaryota; Metazoa; Chordata; Actinopteri; Salmoniformes; Salmonidae
Product: CD276 antigen homolog
Exons: 8
Coding region: 164-1159 (331 amino acids)
Biological process (GO): T cell costimulation; positive regulation of T cell proliferation; cellular response to lipopolysaccharide
Cellular component (GO): external side of plasma membrane
Source: RefSeq, a predicted model, not a curated record